Molecule: messenger RNA, 1658 nt
Organism: Erythranthe guttata (spotted monkey flower)
Lineage: Eukaryota; Viridiplantae; Streptophyta; Magnoliopsida; Lamiales; Phrymaceae
Molecular function (GO): hydrolase activity, acting on carbon-nitrogen (but not peptide) bonds
Source: RefSeq, a predicted model, not a curated record
UUACUGUUCACUUGUGGAUUGACAAGGCAAAAAAACAUUUUCAGCACAAGCGUUGACAAAACAGAGAUUACUUACUACUGCUUGAAAUGGAAGAAGAAAGACAGCGACCAUUGAACGGCGGCAGCUCGAUCCUCGUACUCCACGAUGCCCUAAUCGUGACCAUGGAUUCACAGUGCCGCGUUUUCAGAAACGGCGCCGUUGCAAUUCAGGGUGACACAAUUAUAGCCGUCGGCCAAUCGCAGGAUAUCAUUUCCCACUUCUCCUCUCUCUCUCCUCAACUCUUCAACCUCCAUGGCAAUUUUUUACUGCCAGGUUUGAUAAACACGCACGUUCACACCUCACAGCAGCUCGCUAGAGGGAUAGCUGAUGACGUGGACUUGCUGACGUGGCUCCACGGCCGCAUCUGGCCUUACGAAUCCAACAUGACCGAAGAGGACUCUUAUCUCUCCACUUUGCUAUGCGGGAUUGAGCUCAUUCACUCGGGUGUCACGUGUUUUGCUGAGGCCGGAGGGCAACAUGUGUCGGGAAUGGCAAGGGCGGUCGAACUUCUUGGAAUACGUGCCUGUUUGACUCAAUCGGUCAUGGAUUCCGGUGAGGGUCUGCCGGAAUCUUGGGCCGAACGGACCGCUCACGAGUGUAUUCAGUCUCAGAAGGAUCUGCACAAGAAACACCAUAACACUGCCGAUGGACGCAUCAGAAUAUGGUUUGGUUUAAGGCAAAUUAUGAACUCAACGGAUCGCUUACUUGUCGAAACAAGAGACGCUGCUAAAGAACUCAAUACGGGAAUUCAUAUGCAUGUUGCGGAGAUACCUUACGAGAACGAACUCGUGGUGGAGAGACAAGGAGUUGAUCAUGGGACUGUUACGUAUCUCGAUAAAAUCGAGCUGCUGCAGAGCAAUUUACUGGCUGCUCAUUCGGUUUGGGUCAAUGAAGACGAGAUUGGUUUACUUUCAAGAUCAGGGGUGAAAGUAUCUCAUUGUCCAGCUGCUGCAAUGCAUAUGCUCGGAUUUGCACCGAUAAGAGAAAUGAUUGAUGCGGGUGUUUGUGUCUCUUUAGGGACAGAUGGCGCACCGUCAAAUAAUAGGAUGAGCAUUGUCGAUGAAAUGUACCUAGCUUCUCUGAUCAACAAAGGUCGAGAAGUCUUUAGUAAAGGAACCACAGAUCCAACUGCUCUGCCUGCCGAAACUAUUCUCGAAAUGGCCACAAUAAACGGUGCUAAAUCCGUGUUAUGGGACAAAGAAAUAGGUUCACUCGACGUCGGAAAGAAGGCUGACAUGAUUGUGGUCAAUCCUUGUUCUUGGACUAUGAUGCCCAUUCAUGAUUGCAUCUCAAGCCUCGUUUAUUGCAUGAGAAGUGAAAAUAUAACCUCUCUUAUGUGCAACGGCCGUUGGGUCAUGGUAGAUAAGAAGAUCUUGAUCUUGAACGAGGAAGAGGUUAUAGCAAAGGCUCAGAAGGUUUCCGGUGAUCUUUUGAAGCGAGCCGGCAUUCAGAUUCCUACUAGGAUGAACUUUUUGUAAAUUUUCCGUUAGAAUAUAUUUUUUUUUCCCGUAUGUAUGUAUUAGUGUUCGGAUUUGUUAUCGGUAUAAUUGCUUACAAUUCAGAGUAUGUUAUUAUGUUUGUUUCUUUUAUUUUUGGUAAUGAAGGAAUCUGCAGCCAAC